Molecule: messenger RNA, 2051 nt
Organism: Wyeomyia smithii (pitcher-plant mosquito)
Lineage: Eukaryota; Metazoa; Arthropoda; Insecta; Diptera; Culicidae
Exons: 7
Coding region: 145-1923 (592 amino acids)
Source: RefSeq, a predicted model, not a curated record
UUUAGUCUACGCCGAACCGCCUAGCGGGAAGUGACUGCCCGUAUGGGUAAUUAAUACUUAACACAAGCUUAAAGUGUUUUCUCCAUUGUUUUUAUUAUUGGAUCUAAGCAAAACGGUUUAGUCGCUUCUAGCUUAGAGCUCAAAAUGCUGUGUUUGUACAGUAUUCUAGUAGCAGUGUUGCUCGCUCAGCAUGUGCGUGGGCAAGAGCUGCCGAUAGACGAGGAAGGUAGUGGCUAUGAGCCGCCGAAGAAUGCAACUCCUUCUCUGGUGGAUGAUUACGUCAAUUGUCCCCCAAUUGAUGGGGAGAAUCCGGAACGGUCGAUGAUGGGUGAAGUAGAUUCCGAUUACAGUUACGAUUAUUAUGAUACAGGGAAAUCCGAUGAUUCCGAUUCAGAGGAAAAUGUGACAGUGGAUGCUAAGUUGGCGAUUCCGGGGAACACCGUAGCUGACGAUGAUGAUAACGCAAGCGGAGAUGGCGAGCUGGUUUCCGGAACGUUUAAGUUGAUAAAAUCGCCAAAUAUUUACAGCUUACCGGAGUCCGAACCAGCGGAGGCUAGAUUUGCUGCGUUUGUUGAAGAGCAUCCUGAAGAGAUUGUGUUGACUUCCCAGAACUAUCCACAACCGUAUCCGAAUGCUGUGAACAGUUUUGAAAAUUUCACAGUUACUGGAGGCAUCGGUGUACAGAUAACGAUCCAUAGUCUGGAUCUGGAUCACGAAACCGAUUUCCUGUACAUUCGCGGUGGUUCGACUAACGACGAGGACGAAAAAGGACCCGUCCUGACGGGUACUAUUAAGGAACCAAUCCAGUUUCUUAUAGCUCACACUACGACGUUUACUGUGCACUUCGUCUCGCAGCAUAGCGAGACGGAGGAGCAGACACACACAGGCUUCCGUUUAACCUACGCACCAUUCGGAACUGUAGUCUCGCCAACGACUCCAUCGACUACGGAAAUGAUUGUUCCACGGGAUGAACUGCAAUGGCAUCGUAAGGAGAUUUCAAUCAGCCGAACGAUGAUGGCGUCCGUGGAAACGUGGCCGCUAAUCAAGAAUGCUUUAGUGAAUGCUACCAAUGCUUUUAUCGAGCAGCGACAGCUCAAAUAUAAACCUUGUCGUUUUGAAGACAUUCGUCUUCUGGCCCAAAAGUGUCCGGACAACUGGCCAAAUUAUGAGGAGUGUGUUAGCUUGGAAUUCGCCAUUCCUUUGCGUCCAAUCGUUGCAACAAUCGAUGAAGAAUCCGAAGGCUUUGGACUGGAUGGUAGAAGUAAAAUAGCUGGGAAAGGUUUUAUCCCGUUAACAACCACCGAGGAACCGGUUGCGGAGUAUCAACUGACGAUUGAAAACCUAGAGCAAAUGUGGGUCGACUUUGGUGCGAUGGAACUGGCCGAGGUGGGAGUUGAAGUGUAUCAAAUACCGGAAAAUGCCUCGGUACUUCUAAUCUGGAUCGCUAUCAGUCUGUGCGUGCUGGCGGCGUUUAUUUUUGUACUGUACAGCAUUUGGAAGAUUGAUUUCUUCAAAGAUUACAGAAGAAUUUCCGGCUUGAGCCGUGAAACCCAGGAUGAGGAUCGCAACGAGCUGAAGAAAAAGGAGUUUGACAUCUCGAUGUUUCCGUCGCCUCACCAGAUUGUGCCAAGUCUCUUCCCUACCGGUGAUCCGUACAGUGAACCAAAUCCUCAGUAUGCUUACGAUAAUUCCACCAUGAACCCCUGGCCAGAAGACACUCACGACGAUAGCUUCAACGCGUUCGAUAAAAAUCCUGCUCCGGUAAAGAGAAUCCAACAGCCACAAGCAUUCGAGCCGCUUUCCUCGUUUGAGUGUUCACCGGGUGUUGUAGAUUUUAACGAAAUGUCCGAGUCACGUUCUCCCCGAAGAAGUCGAACCAAUCCCUUCCUGCCGUCGAAUAAUCAACUCAACGCGAGGCCGUAGCCAACAAUUCGGGAGCAAUAUGUUAAAACCUACAAUUUCUGACUUUAAUUUAGUACCUCUGUUUCGUAUUUUUUUUUUUUGCUUAAUAUAUAACAUAUUUAAUAUUUCUUUUAAAACCACGUGCAUAA